Molecule: messenger RNA, 4324 nt
Organism: Anneissia japonica
Lineage: Eukaryota; Metazoa; Echinodermata; Crinoidea; Comatulida; Comatulidae
Exons: 18
Coding region: 242-3610 (1122 amino acids)
Source: RefSeq, a predicted model, not a curated record
GGAAGUAUCGGGUUUGAUAACUCAAGGACGAAAUGGCAACUAUGAGCAAUGGGUGACUUCUUAUAAAGUAUUAUACAGCAUUGAUGGAAACUACUGGGAAACCAUUCUUGAAGAUGAUGGUCAACCAAAGGCGUUUGUUGGAAAUACUGACAAGGACACUGAAGUCACAUCGAUAUUUUCUGAAAAACUGAUAGCACAGUAUAUUCGCAUUCAUCCUCUCGAAUGGCAUGGACACAUUUCUAUGAGAUUUGAAGUUCUUGGUUGUCCAGCUGCUACGGAACCCAUUGCUGAAUGCCAAAAACCAGCUGGGCUGGAGUCACUUGAAAUACCAUCAGCAUCUAUAUCAGCCUCCAGUGAAUACGACGAUCAACAUGGCGCACGUCGCGGUCGACUUAACUUGACUCCUGACAGUGGUGGUAUUGGUGCAUGGGCCGCAAGAUCAAACGACCGCAAUCAGUGGAUCCAAGUUAAUCUUGGACAGGUGAAAGAAGUAACUGGAGUAAUAACACAAGGAAGAAAUGGCAAUUAUGACCAAUGGGUGACGUCUUAUGAAAUUCUUUAUGGAAUGGAUGGCAAUAGUUGGCAGCCAAUUCUCGGAGCAAAUGGACAAGCAAGGGAAUUUGUUGGAAAUUUUGACAAAGAUACCCAAGUACGACAUCUCUUUCCUGAGGCAGUUAUUGCAAAAUAUAUCAGAAUCCACCCUCUGAGAUGGAACGGACAUAUCAGUAUGAGAUUUGAAGUCCUUGUAUGUCUAAUACCUUGUAUUGAAGGCUUAGGUAUGGAAUCUGGCGCAAUCCCAUCAGCUAGCAUUAAAGCUUCUAGCGAAUACAAUGUCCAACAUGGACCACGUCGUGCUAGAUUGAAUCUCGUACCGGAUAGCGACGGUAUUGGUGCAUGGGCUGCCAAAACCAGAGAUCUUAAUCAAUGGAUCCAAGUUGAUUUGGGAAAAAUUAGGCAGGUUUCUGGUGUGGUGACACAAGGACGCAAUGGAUAUUCUCCUGGACAAUGGGUGGAGUCAUACAAGGUUUCUUACAGUAUAGAUGCCACCAACUGGGAACCAAUUGUGGGUAAUGCAGGCGUGCCAAUGGAAUUUGUCGGAAAUUCUGAUACGGACACCGCUGUCACCAGGUUAUUUGCUGCUGGAGUGCACGCUCGUUUUAUUAGAAUCCAUCCCCUCUCUUGGAAUGGACACAUAAGUAUGAGAUUUGAAGUUCUAGGUUGUCCAGUACCUUGUAUUGACGGCUUAGGUAUGGAAUCUGGUGCUAUCCCAUCAGCUAGUAUUAAAGCUUCCAGCGAAUACAAUGCCCAACAUGGACCCCGUCGUGGUAGAUUGAAUCUCGUACCGGAUAGCGAUGGUAUUGGUGCUUGGGCCGCAAAAACCAGAGAUCUUAAUCAAUGGAUACAAGUUGAUUUGGGGAAAAUAAGGCAGGUUUCUGGCGUGGUGACCCAAGGACGUAAUGGUUAUUCUCCUGGACAAUGGGUUGAGUCAUACAAGGUUUCUUACAGUAUGGAUGCCAACAAAUGGGAACCAAUUGUGGGUAGUACAGGCGUGCCAAUGGAAUUUGUCGGAAAUUCUGAUACGGACACCGCUGUCACCAGGUUAUUUCCUGCUGGAGUGCACGCUCGUUUCAUUAGAAUCCAUCCCCUCUCUUGGAAUGGACACAUAAGUAUGAGAUUUGAAGUUCUAGGUUGUCCAGUACCUUGUAUUGACGGCUUAGGUAUGGAAUCUGGUGCUAUCCAAUCAGCUAGUAUUAAAGCUUCCAGCAAAUACAAUGCCCAACAUGGACCCCGUCGUGCUAGAUUGAAUCUCGUACCGGAUAGCGAUGGUAUUGGAGCUUGGGCUGCCAAAACCAGAGAUCUUAAUCAAUGGAUACAAGUUGAUUUGGGAAAAAUAAGGCAGGUUUCUGGCGUGGUAACCCAAGGACGUAAUGGUUAUUCUCCUGGACAAUGGGUUAAGUCAUACAAGAUUUCUUACAGUAUGGAUGCCAACAAAUGGGAACCAAUUGUGGGUAGUACAGGCGUGCCAAUGGAAUUUGUCGGAAAUUCGGAUACGGACACCGCUGUCACCAGGUUAUUUCCUGCUGGAGUGCACGCUCGUUUCAUUAGAAUCCAUCCCCUCUCUUGGAAUGGACACAUAAGUAUGAGAUUUGAAGUUCUAGGUUGUCCAGUACCUUGUAUUGACGGCUUAGGUAUGGAAUCUGGUGCUAUCCCAUCAGCUAGUAUUAAAGCUUCCAGCGAAUACAAUGCCCAACAUGGACCCCGUCGUGCUAGAUUGAAUCUCGUACCGGAUAGCGAUGGUAUUGGUGCUUGGGCCGCCAAAACCAGAGAUCUUAAUCAAUGGAUACAAGUUGAUUUGGGGAAAAUAAGACAGGUUUCUGGCGUGGUGACCCAAGGACGUAAUGGUUAUUCUCCUGGACAAUGGGUUGAGUCAUACAAGGUUUCUUACAGUAUGGAUGCCAACAACUGGGAACCAAUUGUGGGUAGUACAGGAGUGCCAAUGGAAUUUGUCGGAAAUUCUGAUACGGACACCGCUGUCACCAGGUUAUUUCCUGCUGGAGUGCACGCUCGUUUCAUUAGAAUCCACCCCCUCUCUUGGAAUGGACACAUAAGUAUGAGAUUUGAAGUUCUAGGUUGUCCAGUACCUUGUAUUGACGGCUUAGGUAUGGAAUCUGGUGCUAUCCCAUCAGCUAGUAUUAAAGCUUCCAGCGAAUACAAUGCCCAACAUGGACCCCGUCGUGCUAGAUUGAAUCUCGUACCGGAUAGCGAUGGUAUUGGUGCUUGGGCUGCCAAAACCAGCGAUCUUAAUCAAUGGAUCCAAGUUGAUUUGGGAAAAAUAAGACAAGUUUCUGGUGUGGUGACCCAAGGACGUAAUGGAUAUUCUCCUGGACAAUGGGUGCAGUCAUACAAGGUUUCUUACAGUAUAGAUUCCAACAACUGGGAACCAAUUGUGGGUAGUACAGGCGUGCCAAUGGAAUUUGUCGGAAAUUCGGAUGCGGACACCGCUGUCACCAGGUUAUUUCCUGCUGGAGUGCACGCUCGUUUUAUUAGAAUCCAUCCCCUCUCUUGGAAUGGACACAUAAGUAUGAGAUUUGAAGUUCUAGGUUGUCCAGUACCUUGUAUUGACGGCUUAGGUAUGGAAUCUGGUGCUAUCCCAUCAGCUAGUAUUAAAGCUUCCAGCGAAUACAAUGCCCAACAUGGACCACGUCGUGCUAGAUUGAAUCUCGUACCGGAUAGCGAUGGUAUUGGUGCUUGGGCUGCCAAAACAAGUGAUCAUAAUCAAUGGAUCCAAGUUGAUUUGGGGAAAAUAAGGCAGGUUUCUGGUGUGGUGACCCAAGGACGUAAUGGAUAUACUCCUGGACAAUGGGUGCAGUCAUACAAGGUUUCUUACAGUAUAGAUUCCAACAACUGGGAACCAAUUGUGGGUAGUACAGGCGUGCCAAUGGAAUUUGUCGGAAAUUCGGAUGCGGACACCGCUGUCACCAGGUUAUUUCCUGCUGGAGUGCACGCUCGUUUCAUUAGAAUCCAUCCCCUCUCUUGGAAUGGACAUAUAAGCAUGAGAUUUGAAGUGCUAGGUUGCCCAGUGGCUGACGAAACCAACCCUGUCAAAUAGAACGGAUGCUGUCGACAUGCUGUACUUUUGCAUAGUGUUGAAACAGUAGUAUUCUCUAAAAAUAAACAUUAUCCACAAUUCUAACGACAAAAUACAGUGCUUAAUAAAUGCUUACAAAUUAUUGGUUGAUAAGGCUUAAUCUUUUUCGUUUAAGGUAUGCUAAUGUAAACAUAGCCUUAAAUCAAUAGGACACUACAUCGAUCAUUCAUAUUAUUUAAUGGUAAAUGUUGAAUAAAAUUGCAAAAUGCAUGUAUGCAAAAAAUAUGGAAUUUUUUAUUAUAUUAUUAUUAUAAAUCUUCAUAGAAUUUCGUUUGGCUUUGAUAUUAAAUAGAUUAGAUAUUAUAUUAAAGAUGAAAUGUAGCUUUUACAAAAGCAUAUUGUCACCUGUUACACUAAACUAAAGUAAAAUAAAGUUCUAGGAUAUUAAGUAAUCGAUUUGAAAUAUCAGCAUGACCUUUUAAACUCAUGUUUCUUUGCAUUGCCAGAGGAAAACAAAUUUCCAGAUGUUUUAUUGGACAAUAAAUCUUAUCUUACCUUAUUUAACAUUAACGAUGAAUUUAAUUUUGUGUUUUAUGCGAGUAAAAAAUUGGAUUUCUGACGAAAAUUGUUCAACAUUUGGUAAACUAAUAUGAAAUUAAUAUAUAUUUACGUUCCUUGUUAUCAGUUAUGAGUUGCAUGUAUUUAAUGAGGUAAUAAACAAGAAAAUCGAUUAAA